Molecule: messenger RNA, 1893 nt
Organism: Fonsecaea erecta
Lineage: Eukaryota; Fungi; Ascomycota; Eurotiomycetes; Chaetothyriales; Herpotrichiellaceae
Exons: 1
Coding region: 1-1893 (630 amino acids)
Source: RefSeq, a predicted model, not a curated record
AUGCCCUGCUUCAAAGGUCUCGCUGUGAGCAUACACACUCCCAAUGGGCCUUUGCCAGAAUACUCUGUCCAGAGAACCUCUCGUCUCUCCAGAAUCAGUGCCUACAUCCCCGUGCCGCCUGCGCAGAUCCCUGCCGACUCCCUGACGGGAAAACCCGAACAAUCGACCUUUGCCAUCUCCAUCACCCUUCUCACCCCUGGCCAGGAAGUGCCUUAUUCCACGCCAAAGGCUACACCAGAUAAUCCUCAUCCCAAACCCAAACUCGUCGGCGGUCUUCCAGGUCACACAAGCGAACGAGGAAAAUACACAAGCUCUGUUGGACCUUACGUCCCCCUGACAACCUCGCCGAACGAAACAAUCGCCGCUUACAUCUACUUUGAUGGGCGAGCCAAAGAGGAGGUUGCCACACUGCUCAGAAAGGGUGAAGAGACCUGGGUGAAUUCUCGGUGGGUAAGUGUCCCUGAGAAAGAAGGAGGAGGUCUUGCAGAACGAGAGUUCUUGUUUCGUGAAGUCGGACUCGAGCGUUGGUUGAAUGGUCUAGAUCUGGACGGAAAAGAUGCCGCAGCAACUAUCGAGAGACGCAGACAGAAACUGGAGAAGCGACGACAAAAGCGGAAGGGGACAAUCGGGAGUGACGAUGACACCAAUGGAAUCUCGAAGAAGGAUAGAAGAAAGAACACCAUGCGUUACGGCGAGGAUGGCGAAUUGAAGGACGUUUCGGAUGAGGGCUCUGCUAGCGACAGCGGUUCCUCGGAAGAAGAUGAUGAUGAUCCGAUACCAGAAGCAGCAGGGCAGAUCAAGGUUGCCUUGUUCCGGGUACUGGCUUCGGGCGAGAUCAAGCGCGGAGAAUAUUCACCUCAAUUUGACGCGCACGAUGAUUCGGAAGGUUCAGACACUGGAGAAGGGGCCGCUAAGGGAGACGGCAAGAAUCGAGCGGAUGUUGACCACACCACCAGUUUCGCCAAACCCAAGACCUUGGAUCCCAAAACCAUCUCCACACAGACGGUGACUGGCAUUGACCCUACCGACAAACCGUAUGCGGUCUUCACGUUUCUGUAUAGGGGAGAACGCCAGUUGCAAAAGAUGGGCAUUCUUUCUGGACCCAAAUCCGACAAGGCAUCGGUCAGCACGAAGAGACGGAGCAUAGUGGCAGAGAUCCCCAAGCUUGGACCUCUGAAGAAAGAAGGAACUGCCGGCUUUUCCAACUUUCGUGACUCCGAACGUCGACGAAGCCGAAAAGGCAAAGGAUCAAGUGACGAUGAGAUGGAGAGUGAUAGUGACGAUGAUGGUGCCGGCAUUAUUGGCAAGAUGGAGGAUAUCAACGAUGAGGAUGCAAAGAAAGACCCGAGCAUGCUUACGCCUGAAGAUGCUGAGCGAACGGGCCAGGUUGCAGAGGGCAUCCGUAAAAUGAAGGUAAGAGACCCUUCGCCGUUGAAGUUCCGGCAUGGGCUAAGGUAUCAUCAGCUCAAGCGACAGCAUUCGGCGGAACCGCUGAAUAGCAAUGGUAUAACGGAACCUCGCAAGAGCUCGAAAUCCGGUAGUCCUUCGGGUAAUUCGACGCCCAAAGCUAGUGCUGUCGAGCUUGGCACGUCGCCGGCAGGCACAAGUAUGGGGCCGACGGGCUUAAGCAGCAGCAUAGAGGUCACCAAGGACGAUGAGAGUUUCAUGGUCGGCAGCCCUAUGAAACGACAGCGGGCCAGUAUCGCGGAUUUUGACGACGACAUCAAAAAGCGGUUAGGCGGCAGCUUAUCCACGUCUUCGGGCACCAUUGGCGAGGUCCUGGGGACUUCGGGGCUGUCUCAAUCGACUGCAACUAGCUCAAAUCCGUCUGGCCUUCAAUUCGGAGGCCCGCUUAUCAAAGAGCCGGCCGCGGGCGACGACGAAGAGCUCUGA